AAUAGCCAAUAUCCAAUAUCUCCAUGAACACACCAAAUCCAAAGCUUUCAAACCUCAAAUCACAAACCCAUUUUCUUCAAACAAUGGAUUCCACUUCUAUUUCAUCAACCCACAUCAUCAAACACACCCAAAUCACCCUCUCAGAAACAGAGCAACGAAACAGAGCAACCGCCGAAACCCUCUACAAAUCCCUCGCCGCCGGCCGUACUCAUGCUGUCGCCAAGUUCCUCGCUGCAGACCUGGAGUGGUGGUUCCAUGGCCCGCCACAUUGCCAGUACAUGAUGCGUAUCCUAACUGGCGAGUCUAGCCACGGCGAGUUCCGAUUUGAGCCGAGGAGCAUAACGGCAAUCGGCGACUCUGUUAUUGUGGCGGAAGGCUGGGAAGGAGCUCAGGUGUAUUGGGUUCAUGUUUGGACGUUGAAAGAUGGACUGAUUACGCAAUUUAGAGAGUAUUUUAAUACGUGGCUUGUUGUUACGGAUCUCCGGCAGCCAGCUUGGGAGGAGAUCCGCCACGAUGGGAUGACGGUGUGGCGGAGCCAGCCUCGAGAUCUGUUUCACCGGUCGCUGCCGGCAAUUGUGUUAGCUCUGUAGUUUGUCAAAAUAAGCAUUGUGGGGAGUUGAAAGUUUGUAAUUUUGUGUUGUUAAACUUAAUUAAUUAAGAGAAGGGGAGAAGGUUUAUGUUGUGUGGAUUAUGGAUUAGCAUUACAUAUCACAAAAUGUAAAUUGCUUUAUAUUGGGUGAAAAAAGGGUUACCACUUUUAGUUUGAAAUUUCGUAAAA
Molecule: messenger RNA, 778 nt
Organism: Cucumis melo (muskmelon)
Lineage: Eukaryota; Viridiplantae; Streptophyta; Magnoliopsida; Cucurbitales; Cucurbitaceae
Product: wound-induced protein 1
Exons: 1
Coding region: 24-590 (188 amino acids)
Source: RefSeq, a predicted model, not a curated record